This is a messenger RNA of Drosophila arizonae, 1446 nucleotides long. RefSeq names its product geranylgeranyl transferase type-1 subunit beta (gene betaggt-I). The record is from RefSeq and is a predicted model, not a curated record. Gene Ontology annotation, molecular function: CAAX-protein geranylgeranyltransferase activity. Gene Ontology annotation, biological process: protein geranylgeranylation. NCBI's taxonomy places the organism in Eukaryota, Metazoa, Arthropoda, Insecta, Diptera, Drosophilidae. Gene Ontology annotation, cellular component: CAAX-protein geranylgeranyltransferase complex.
UACCAGCUCACCAUUGCUGCGCCAGCAUCUCUUAUGAAAGCCAGUGACGCUUAGUCAUAGCCAAAACUUACUCACACACACACACAAACGCUUUGAUAAAGAUAAAUAAAAGCAAGUGGGAAGCAAAACAAAUAUAUACAAUAUGUCUUAUCACAUUGUAGAUAUGACCGAUCCUGCCGAGCCAGAGCCUGUGGUGCUCGCCAAACACGCAAAAAAUCUGCUGCGCUUCCUGCACUUGUUGCCUGCGCGCAUGUCCUCACAUGACGACACCAGGAGCACAAUAGUCUUUUUUGCCGUCUGUGGCCUGGAUGUGCUCAACUCUCUGCACUUGAUAUCGCCAGAGUUGCGCAAGGACAUCAUAGACUGGACCUACGGCGGCCUCGUAACGCCACGUGACCAUGAAAGGCAAUGCGGAGGCUUUAUGGGCUGCCGCGCCAUGGUGCCCAAGACGGAGGACGCUGAGGUGCUGGAAUCUAUGCGCGCGUAUCAGUGGGGCCACCUGGCCAUAACAUACACCAGUAUUGCAGUGCUGGUGACGCUGGGCGAUGAUUUGUCGCGCCUGAAUCGGCAGAGCAUUGUGCGGGGCGUGGCGGCAGUCCAGCAUGAGGAUGGCAGCUUUAGUGCCUCCAUUGACGGCAGCGAGAAUGAUAUGCGCUUCGUCUAUUGUGCCGCUACUAUUUGCCACAUGCUCGACUGCUGGGAGGGCGUGAACAAGGAUGCCAUGUUUGAGUUUAUAAUGCGCAGCCUGCGCUACGAUUACGGUUUCAGUCAGGGGUUGGAGGGCGAGGCGCACGGCGGCACCACGUUCUGUGCGCUGGCCGCACUCGAGCUGAGCGAGCAGCUUCAUCGGCUGGACGAGGUGACGGUGGAACGCAUAAAGCGAUGGCUUGUUUUCCGGCAAAUGGAUGGCUUCCAGGGGCGCCCGAACAAGCCAGUGGACACCUGCUAUUCCUUCUGGAUUGGCGCCGCUCUCUGCAUUUUAAAUAGCUUCGAACUGACCGACUACGCUCAGAAUCGCGAAUACAUUAUGAGCACAGAGAACAAUCUGAUUGGGGGCUUUGCCAAGUGGCCGAAAUCCACGCCAGAUCCCUUCCACACGUACCUGGGCCUGUGCGGCCUCGCUUUCAUCGGUGAGCCAGGCCUGAACGCUGUGAUGCCCAGUCUGAACAUCUCCAUGGCCGCCUAUAAGCACCUCAAUCAAUUGCACGAACGUUGGAAAACCAACAACAACGGACUUACCCACGAACUAACCCAGCUUAAGCUGACCGUGGGCAGCAGCGCAGAAGCGGGAACAAAGACUACCUCGAGCUCGUCUCUAAUAUCAGCACAAUGAUGGGAACGUUCCUGGGAAAUAUUAAUGCACACAAUUUGUAUUUGUACGCUUAUUGGUGGCAAUUUUUUUGCAAAAACAUUUUAUACUACGAUUUGUAUGUAAGUAAAAAGUUG